Molecule: messenger RNA, 1226 nt
Organism: Lingula anatina
Lineage: Eukaryota; Metazoa; Brachiopoda; Lingulata; Lingulida; Lingulidae
Product: cartilage intermediate layer protein 1
Source: RefSeq, a predicted model, not a curated record
CGGGUUGAUGAGGAAAUGGCACGGCAGCUCGAGGAGUAUAAAUAUGGGCCAAGAACCCGCACUAGGCAUAUACACCUUGGACAUACUACAGAAGAAGAACAGAACUUAAAGAUAUUGAAAGACUGGCAGAUACCAAAAAUGAAAUUGUUUUUAGCUGUAUUGGUCUGUUUUAGCGCUUUGGCUCAAAUUGAGGCCUUGAGAUGGUCUGCAUGGUUUGACAGAGACAACCCUUCUGGAAGUGGAGACUGGGAAACUUUAGCUGACCAAAAUAAAAUAAGAGCCGUCUGUCCCCUUAGUUCUCCUAUCGCAGCCGAGUGUCGCGUCAGAGGCAGUAGCGCCAUAUUUACCAUGACAAGCGGAUCAGCACCAAACGUGCUGGCUCACAGAUGUUCACCAUCAGUGGGACUUGUCUGUAAAAACUCUGACCAGCGUGGUUCCAUGUGUAGUGACUACGAGAUCCGAUACCUUUGCCCCAGUCCGUUGUCCGUAUGGAGUAGGUGGUUUGACCGUGACGACGCCUCCGGAACUGGGGACUGGGAAAACUUGUCUGAGCAAUUGAAACUGGGCGCAGUCUGCCCCUUUGGAGCAAAACCCCUUGGAGCCGAAUGCCGUGAGAGGGGCACCAACAACGUUUUCACCGAGUUUUCCGGAAAUCCACCCGACAAACUGCGCAUGCGUUGUACUAGUGCAGGAUUGAUCUGCAGAAAUUCUGACCAACCAGGUGGAAGGAUGUGCAGAGAUUACGAGAUCCGCUACUCUUGCCCCGCCAACAGCGCAGGACCCAGACCGGUCGGACCUAUAGGAGGCGGUCCUAAUAAUAAUUUUGGUCCUGUACCUAUCUAGACGACCAGAAAAAAUUUUGAUUUAAUAUUUUUAAUAUUUUUUGAAAACCAAGUCCGACUUUUUGUUAAUGUUGCAGUCGUAUUGUUUUAAUAGAUUUUGCAUAUACUUUUUAAUGAUUAUUUAGAAAUUAGACGUUCUGUUCUCCUUCUGUUGAUUCUCUUUAUAAAAACAGAGCAUACUGAGUGAGAAUUGUUUUUCAUUACAAGUAGUAGCAAACAAUGGAAGUUUGCCUUUUUAAUUAUGAAAUUUUACUGACACAGUUCAUUUGUCCAAAGUUCAAAAUGGCACCAAAUGAUUGUUCCCAAAGAAUAAUUUUGUCUGCGAUUAUACGCCAUGUUUGUUUAUUUAGACUCAGAAACAAUAAAGAGGCUAGAAAACAAUUA